Fusarium verticillioides 7600 is the source of this 1446-nucleotide messenger RNA. RefSeq lists its product as hypothetical. The transcript has 3 exons. The coding region runs from base 1 to 1446 and encodes 481 amino acids. Lineage: Eukaryota; Fungi; Ascomycota; Sordariomycetes; Hypocreales; Nectriaceae. The record is from RefSeq and is a predicted model, not a curated record.
AUGGCGGAAAAUAACAUGGAUAAAGUCCCUCGUGGUACUGAGGAUAUAUCGUCCAAGCGUGGCGCUCCAACACCUCGGUAUAUGGUUAUCCAUCGCGUGAAAUGCCCUAGAUCAACCCCAGCCCAUUCUGGGCAUCCUCCUCUUUCAUCAUAUCUUGAUGUUCCACGUCUGUUUGUCGGCGAUAACGAAGCAAGCCCCCUCAAGGGUCAAAUCCCGGAUGAGGAUUCCCAGAUGCGAGCCAAAAGGAAUCCCACUAUUUCUUUCAUCAUACACCGCACUUACAACUGUCUUGAAUACCAUAACGCAGUAUUUGAGGCCUUACGGGAGGCUUCAGCCAGCUCUGCGCCACAUAAUCUCAGUUCUCAAUUAUGCCUGUCGAACGAUGCUGACGGUGCUGUAGCAGAAGCAGAGUAUAUAGAAAUUGUAUCGAAGGAUUUGAACGACGGAAUAGAAGCAGUCAAGGAAGCUGAUACCCUGCAAGAUACUGUGGACGAGUCAUUGUUACUGGGCUGGCAACGAGAACAUAACUUGGUGGCACCAUACCUUCAUUUCUAUCACACUCGACAUCUGCUGCGUGACAACGUCCCGCAGUUGCCAGAGCGUCAAAGUCAAGACAUCAAUCUCCUCCUUAAGUACCUGGACAAGGAAUUUAGCCCCGACUAUCAAGAAGCCGAGAAACUUUUUUUUCGCGAAGGGCUUGUAAGCAGGAAACACUUUCACAAGCUAUUUGGGCCGAGAGAGAUACUAGUCACUGUGGAAGAAGGGAAUCAUGUCGCCAUGGUUUCAAAAUAUCCUCCUCUCCCUGGUUCGAAUCCGAUACGGUUAGAGUGCGAAAUGUGGAAAUUUGAUGGCCGUUUUGCAAAGUUCAGAAGGAUUAUCACCAUACCGUGGCCAAAGCAUGCCGCGGAUGCGGAUAAGGUCCCAAUCAAGUCGCUCGGUAUCUUCCCUCUUCGAUUCGAUCAACAACUUGAGCAUCGUCUUAGAACGCGUGGGGAGUUUUUCUGGAAGCUUCGAAAACCAAGAUUAGUUCUUUACGAUGCCCCAAGCCAGGUUCUCGAUUAUCGCAUGGUAAACGGUCGAUAUAUGGUUGAUAUCGAAACCUACCGUCGUUUCCACAGACCAAACACAAUUCAGAACGUGGCCACAGAGCAUGUUGAACAGUACCUACCAUUAGAAGUCACAGAGUCAGUCUCACCUCCUACUGGCAGCUUUACCCUUCUACUACCGCCGACAACAUAUGGCUUCGGAUUUCACGACAAGAAGUGGCGAAAGCUUGUUAUAGGAUAUGCGACUGAUAUAGUCUGGAACGAGGACCUAUUUCAUAAGCUUGUCAUUCCAGAGGGUGAGAAGAACAUCCUGAGGGCACUCCUUCCCGAAAACAAGGCAUCUGUAGAUGUCGAAGCCGGCCGGGACCGGGGUAGUUUAUUCCUAUUUCGUGGCGAAUGA